AUGUCUUUGACCGAACAUUACCUUGGCUACUCUGUAGAUUGGAAUGGCUUAGAUGGUGCAUGGACAUAUAGGUUUCUAAAAGAAACAGAAACUAGGCUUGAAUCAAAAGACUAUGAAACUUUAAAGGUCAAGGGAGCUCCUAUCAGUUCACGUGCUGAAUCAGGAGUAUCAGUUCACGUGCUGACCCAAGUGAUGGUAGUAAUGGCACCUCUGGUCAGUUCACGUGCUGAUUCAAGAGUUGAUUUCGAACGUUCAAAACAUGGAUUGAAGACCUAUUGGGAAAACGUUAUCCAUGAACAGAAAAAA
Messenger RNA from Diversispora eburnea, 306 nucleotides. NCBI's taxonomy places the organism in Eukaryota, Fungi, Glomeromycota, Glomeromycetes, Diversisporales, Diversisporaceae. The record is from the annotation of a GenBank genome assembly.